Branchiostoma floridae (Florida lancelet) is the source of this 1761-nucleotide messenger RNA. Its product is annotated as NADH-cytochrome b5 reductase-like. Gene Ontology annotation, molecular function: oxidoreductase activity. The transcript is spliced from 6 exons. NCBI's taxonomy places the organism in Eukaryota, Metazoa, Chordata, Leptocardii, Amphioxiformes, Branchiostomatidae. Bases 841 to 1746 code for a protein of 301 amino acids. The record is from RefSeq and is a predicted model, not a curated record.
UAUCCCCUGCUUGUAUUUGGUAUCUUCCCGGGUAAAUAUUUACCACAAAAUGGCGGCGGUACGUUGUGUAAGUUGUGUGAAGCUGAGGAAACCGAGUUCUCUACCUCUUCCUGCCUAAGUUCUGAGCUGAUUAGCGAUGGCCGACAACAACGGAAGAUGCGAGCAAACCAACAACCCCAGGAAGAGAAAGUGUGACUCAGAAACGCCAAACCAAACAGGCACCAAGUGUGCUGUGGAGGACGGCUUCUCCUGGUGGACCUGCCUGAUGUUGGGGAUGCCGCACGAAAAGUCUCAGCCGCACACGGUGCCUGUCCAGUAUCAGCAGCAAACAGUGCCUGUCCAAAACUCCCAGAACUGUUGAGCCAUCUGUGCUGUUAGGCUGCUCUUAUUAUUUUUUUAAAGUGUUUGUUGAAUGAGACAAUUGCUAUUGUGUAAGACUUCCCAUGAAAUUAUAAUAGAAACCUUUUUACAACAUAUUUACUGCCAAAAAUCUCAGGGAUUUUAUUUUAGAUCAAAAGGUCUGAACUAAUAAUAAUAAUAAUCUUUAUUGCAUGUAUAGAUAAAGUUUUGUAGGAUUUGAGUAAAAAGAAUCAAUUUGUAAAACUUAAGAUUAAAGAAGAAAUUUAAUGUUCUGUCAAAUCCCAAGUUUAGAGGACUUAUCGUUAAUUUCGUAUCGUAGUCGUAGACAGUAUCGUUAAUUUUUGCUAGUUCAUUCGACAUUCCUUUCUGUCUGCUGGGGUGCAUUAAUCUGUACUAACCACAAGGCCAAAGUUAAGGUUUAUUAAGUAGAACUUUUGUACCGUGAGAAGCUGAAGACUUGGGGGAGGGGGGCACCCUCAGAUGGAGGACUCAGACCUACAAACAGCUUCUCCUAGCAACAGUCAUGUGACAGCAGAAGCCGGCUGUGAUUGGCUGCCGGCGGAGCCUGAGAGGCCCCUGCCGGGUGACUGCUGUGGAAGUGGGUGUGUCUCUCCUAGCAACAGUCAUGUGACAGCAGAAGCCGGCUGUGAUUGGCUGCCAGCGGAGCCUGAGAGGCCCCUGCCCAGUGACUGCUGUGGAAGCGGGUGUGUCUCUCCUAGCAACAGUCAUGUGACAGCAGAAGCCGGCUGUGAUUGGCUGCCGGCGGAGCCUGAGAAGCCCCUGCCCAGUGACUGCUGCGGUAAUGGGUGCGUUCCGUGUGUGAUGGACAUCUAUGAGCAGGAGAUGCAGCUGUGGCGGGAGGAGUGCCGAUCUCGCAGGGAAGGGAAACCCUCAGCACAGCAGGAGGAGUGCCGAUCUGGCAGGGAAGGGAAACCCUCAGCACAGAAGGAAAGCAGCGAUCCUAUGACUGCUGGGCCUGUGCUGAGUCCAGACAAGUACGUGACCUUUCAGCUGGAGAGCAUCCAGAGGCUGACCCAUGACACGACCUCUGACACAAAUGUGUACACGUUCCACAUUCCUGAGAACAGGCAGCUUGGGUUGGCCACGGGACAGCACAUCAUCUUAAGGUACAGCACAUCAGUACAGCACAUCACCUUAAGGUCAGUGACCGGACAGUACACGCCCAUCAGCCCGCCGGAUGCCAAAGGCUACUCCCAGGUGCUGAUCAAGGUGUAUCAGACAGGUGUGAUGUCCAGGUACGUGCGCUGCUGGAAGGUGGGAGACAGGGUGGAGUGGAGAGGGCCCUUCGGGACUUUCACCUACCGAGCAAACCAGGUGAGGGAGAUCAAAACAGCGCAGCCUGUAGUUGUGACUUUUCUUUGUUAGUAGUUGUGAGUGUUA